AGCAGCAGCAGAAAAGGAGAAAAGCCAAGUAUGAGUGAUGAAGAUACCUUCAUCUACUGACAUUUAACCUGGCGAGAACCAUCAAUGGUGAAGUUGCCUUUUCAGCUGGGAUCUGUCCGUUCAGCUUCUGUAAUAAAUGCAGUCAAAGGGGCAGUCCCUUCCCAUUGCUCACAAAGGUCUUGUUUUUGAACCUCGCCCUCACAGAGGCCGUUUCUCAUCAUGCCAAGUCAACAGAAGAAAAUCAUUUUUUGCAUGGCUGGAGUGUUAAGCUUUGCAUGUGCCCUCGGAGUUGUGACAGCCUUGGGGACACCGUUGUGGAUCAAAGCCACUAUCCUCUGCAAAACGGGAGCUCUGCUCGUCAAUGCCUCAGGGCAGGAGCUGGACAAGUUUAUGGGUGAAAUGCAGUACGGGCUUUUCCACGGAGAGGGCGUGAGGCAGUGUGGGUUAGGAGCAAGGCCCUUUCGGUUCUCAUUUUUUCCAGAUUUGCUCAAAGCGAUCCCAGUAAGCAUCCAUGUCAAUGUCAUUCUCUUCUCUGCCAUCCUUAUUGUGUUAACCAUGGUGGGAACAGCCUUCUUCAUGUACAAUGCUUUUGGAAAACCCUUUGAAACUCUGCAUGGUCCCCUAGGGUUGUACCUUUUGAGCUUCAUUUCAGGCUCCUGUGGCUGUCUUGUCAUGAUAUUGUUUGCCUCUGAAGUGAAAAUCCACCACCUCUCAGAAAAAAUUGCAAAUUAUAAAGAAGGGACUUAUGUCUACAAAACGCAAAGUGAAAAAUAUACCACCUCAUUCUGGGUCGUUUUCAUUUGCUUUUUUGUUCAUUUUCUGAAUGGGCUCCUAAUACGACUUGCUGGAUUUCAGUUCCCUUUCACAAAAUCUAAAGACACAGAAACAACUAAUGUAGCUGCAGAUCUAAUGUACUGAAAGGCAAACCUUUCUAUAAUUUUACAAGGGGGUAGACUUGCUUUGGUCACUUUUAGAUGUGGUUAAUUUUGUAUAUCCUUUUAGUCUGCAUACAUUAAAGCAUCAGGACCCUCCAUGACAAUGUUUACAAAUUAUGUACUAAGGGUACAGGCUGGAAAGUAAGGGAAGCAGAAGGAAGGCUUUGAAAAGUUAUUUUAUCUGGUGGAAAAUUGCUCGACCCAGGUAGUCAAAGGCAGUUGACUAGAAUCAACAAAUUGUUACUCCAUAUAUAUACACACAUAUAUAUACACAUACACAUGUAUAUACACACAUAUAUACAUAUAUACACACACAUAUACACACAUAUAUAUACAC
Molecule: messenger RNA, 1272 nt
Organism: Chlorocebus sabaeus (green monkey)
Lineage: Eukaryota; Metazoa; Chordata; Mammalia; Primates; Cercopithecidae
Source: RefSeq, a predicted model, not a curated record